UCUGAGCAAAUAGAGCUCUCAUAAUUUAAUCUCUUGACAGGCCAAUGGCAAUUCUUCGUUUUACAAGAUGUAGAAAUAUCAACAAAUUCCCUUUUUGUAUUUCUUUUUUAAUCUCUUGGCUCUCUUUAUAUACACAUGGGUGCAAGGGGAAGAGAUGACAUAUUAGAUUAUGAUCAGUAAGAGAUGAAGCAAGAGAAACUCUGAGUGUUGGAAUUGAGGAGGAGAAAUUCUGGAGCUUUCAAGCAAUACAAGCAUUUCUUGCUAGCGAAAUUUGCAGUUUAGAUGGAAAUCUACUCGGCAACUAGGGAAUCUCCAAGAAAAGAAACAAAAUGCGAGGAGUCAAUCAUUGACAUUCCACUAAUACCAGAACCUGCACGGUGGCCUGACUGCUGCAUCUACAGGGUUCCCAACAAAAUUCGUGAGAUAAAUAAAGAAGCCUACACACCCAAGUUAGUUUCAAUCGGCCCAUUUCAUCACAAGCUACCAGAAUUGGAGGGUGUGAGAAAGCAAAAGCUGAUAUAUUUUAAGGAGUUUUGUUCUCGGACUGGGAAGAGCCAGAAGGAUCUUGCAAGCAUCGUCGAAAAAAGAAAAGAAAAAAUUAUCCAUUGCUAUUCAGAGACAACCUUUGAUCUUACCGAAGAAAAGUUUGUGGAAAAGAUUCUAUUGGAUGAUGUCUUUAUCAUUGAGCUCUUGCUGAGGAAUUUUGAAAGAAAAAAUUGUCCAAACUGUGGAAAAUAUGGAAAUGAUUAUAUACUAAGUAAUGCAUGGCUAGAAUCCCACAUAAAGCAAGACUUGAUAUUACUGGAGAAUCAGCUUCCGUUUAAGUUUCUCAAAAAGUUCUAUGAGGCUGCCUUCAAUGAAGAACAAGAGCAUCAAUUUCUUGAGCUUGCAUGUGAGUUCUUCUUCUCGGAUAAGCAUAGAAUACCUAUGGAUAGGGAAGUAAAACAUUUCACUGAUUUGCAUAGAAUGUUUUAUUGUCCAACGCAUCCAAAAGAUGGUCCCAAAAAACGAAUUGAACAUCUAAGAUUUACAGCCACAAGGCUUGAUGAGGCAGGAUUGGAGUUCAAAGCAUUAGAAGACAAAGAUUUAGGCGAUAGAUCUUUGCUUGACAUAGAGUUCUCUAAGGAUAAGUGCUUGGAACACUAUCCAUGCUUGAAUCUCUCAUGGCUCUUCUCUUGCUUACCAUACUUGAGAUCCUUUCGUUGCUUCAAGAGCGUGCAAUGUAUCUUGAAAGUCCCACAACUUGUGAUAGACGACCAAACUGAAGCUCUGUUUCGAAACCUCAUGGCCUUGGAGCAGUGUCAUUAUCCAUCAAAGACAUACAUCUGCAAUUAUGUUUUGCUAAUGGAUUGUCUUAUCACCACUAAAACAGAUGUGCGUUUGCUUGUUGAGAAGAAGGUGAUUGUCAACAAGCGCGGUAGUAGCACUGAAGUGACUACUCUGAUCAACAAACUUGGCCACAUGAUUGUUGAACCUGAAUCUUGUUACCACGAACUCUAUACACGGCUCAAUGAACAUUGUGACAACUAUUGGAACCGUCUCGUGGCAUCUCUAACAAGUGUGUAUUUUCGUGACUUUUGGAGAGGCACUGCAACUAUUGCUGGAAUUAUGGUCUUGCUUUUCACUUUCGGCAACUUCCUUAGGCCGUUUGUUAUGAAGCAUUAAAACAUCUGUGAUUUUUGUUUGUGAGAGUGCUUUGCUUUUUGCUCUAAUGUACUGCAUAUGAACUUUGUAAUUAAUCCUUUUUAGCUUGUGAUAUAUAUGCUCUAGUAACAGAUAUUUUUCA
Molecule: messenger RNA, 1786 nt
Organism: Corylus avellana
Lineage: Eukaryota; Viridiplantae; Streptophyta; Magnoliopsida; Fagales; Betulaceae
Product: UPF0481 protein At3g47200
Source: RefSeq, a predicted model, not a curated record